This is a messenger RNA of Rotaria sp. Silwood2, 462 nucleotides long. NCBI's taxonomy places the organism in Eukaryota, Metazoa, Rotifera, Eurotatoria, Philodinida, Philodinidae. The record is from the annotation of a GenBank genome assembly.
AUGUCUGACGUACACUCGUCUUCCAAACGAGCUCAAGAUAUAUUAGAUGGCUUUAAAUUACAUUGGAUGAAUUUACGAGAUGCUGAUUCAGGUCGAGUUCUUUGGCAAUCAUCAGAAAAUUUAUCAACACCUGGUGUUGAACAUGAAGCACGUGUACCAAAACGUAUUCUUAAAUGUCGAGCAGUUUCACGUGAAAUUAAUUUUUCAUCACAAGAAGAAAUGCAACAAUUUCGUUUAGAACAACGUGUCUUUUUUAAAGGCACAGUCAUUGAAGAAUGGUCAUUUGCAUUCGGUUUUGUAAUACCUGGCUCAACAAAUACUUGGCAAUCACUAAUUGAAGCAGCACCAGAAAGUCAAAUGAUACCGGCGAAUUUGUUAAAUGGAAAUGUAGUUAUUGAAACGAAAUUUUUCGAUGGUGAUCUUGAAGUAUCGACAUCUCGUGUUCGUUUACUCUAUGUAUAA